This is a messenger RNA of Cannabis sativa, 453 nucleotides long. RefSeq lists its product as uncharacterized. The record is from RefSeq and is a predicted model, not a curated record. Bases 1 to 453 code for a protein of 150 amino acids. NCBI's taxonomy places the organism in Eukaryota, Viridiplantae, Streptophyta, Magnoliopsida, Rosales, Cannabaceae. The transcript has 2 exons.
AUGGAGAAGAAAAAUCAGAAUCAAGUGGACAAGAAGAAACAGAAUCGGAUGGAAAAGAAGAAACAUAAUCAGAUGGAGAAGAACAAGCAGAAUUGGAUGGAGAAGAACAAGCAGAAUCUAAUGGAGAUGAACAAACAUUUUAGCCAAGUGAUGUGGCUAUUACUCAUUCAAGAAGCAGAUUGUUACAGAGAUUCAGAGAUGUGGUUUGUUGUGAAUGGGAUACCAAUCCAAUUCUCAUUGAUGGAGUAUGCAUUAAUAUCUGGACUGAAAUGCUCAAAGUACGCUAAAGGUUGGAAAUCUCAAGCUGAGUCAAAAUUAUUCAAAGAUAGACACUUUCGUGAAAGACCUUCAUGCAUUCUCAUUGACGACUUAAAGACCAAAUUAAAACAAUUGUCUGACAAAACCAAAAGAAAAAAUCAUGGAAGAAGAAUGAAGUUAACAAUGAAAUAUUAA